AUGAGAUCUCUAGCCGCCCUCACUCUGCUUACGCCCUUUGCGGCUGCCAUCUGGCCCCUCCCUUCCAGUUACACCUCUGGCGAUACCGUCCUUUGGAUUGACGGCGGCGUGCAAAUCAGCUACAAUGCCGCGAACAAUGUAGGCUCUAUACCAGUGGCCAAUGCUUUGAAGGAGUACGCUCCCGUCGAUCCACAGCUAACGACAAAUCCUCAGUCUUAUCCCCACAGCUACUGGAACAAGAACCGGAAUAGCACGGCAGGCCACCGACCUUCUCAGCAGAUCAUACAGUACGCUAUCCAGCGCACGUACGACACCAUCUUGAAGAAGAACUUCGUGCCGUGGAAGUUUCACGAGCGCAAUGAAGACUUCGAGCCUCCCACAGAGGGCAAGAUUUACAUCAGCCACAUCAGCCUUCAGCAGAACGCCGCAGACCCGGACAACAUCCUAACGCCCAGGGCCGGAGACGUGGACGAGUCGUACAGCUUGACUCUAACGGAGGACGGUGAGGCUACGAUCGAGGCGGAGACGUCAAUUGGCCUGGUUCGAGGCUUGACAACCUUCACUCAGCUUUUCUACAAGCAUUCCGCAGGUGGUGCCUACACGCCUUUCGCGCCAGUAGAGAUCGAGGAUGAGCCGAAGUUCCCUCACCGCGGACUGAACAUGGACACCGCCAGGAACUACUUCUCCGUGUCAGACAUCAAGAGGACAAUCGAUGCCAUGGCUUACAACAAGUUCAACCGCCUCCACUGGCACAUCACAGACGCCCAAUCGUGGCCGCUUGAGAUUCCAGCCCUGCCAGAGCUCGCAGCCAAGGGAGCUUACAGGAGGGACCUGACCUACACCCCCGGCGAUUUUGAGGAGAUCCAGUACUUUGCUGCGAUCCAAGGCGUGGAGGUCAUUGUCGAAAUCGACAUGCCCGGCCACACGUCGUCAAUCUGGUUCAGCCAGCCGGAGCUGAUCGCCGCAUUCAACGCCCAGCCGGACUGGAACACCUACUGCGCCGAGCCGCCGUGCGGAUCACUGAAGCUGAAUUCCACAGCCGUUUACGAUUUCUUGGGGACGAUGUGGGAUGACCUGCUGCCUCGAGUGAGGUCUUCUUACUUCCACACCGGUGGCGAUGAAGUCAAUAUCAAUACGUACCUGCUUGACGACACAGUGCGUUCGAACGACACGGCUGUGCUCCAGCCGCUGAUGCAGCGCUUCAUCGACUUCAACCACGACCGGGUGCGCGAAGCUGGCCUGACGCCUGUGGUGUGGGAGGAGAUGCUUCUGACGUGGAACCUGACGCUGGGCGACGACGUCGUGAUCCAGACGUGGCAGAGCGACGAAGCGGUCGCAGAGGUCGUCGCGGCGGGCCACAAGGCGCUUGUCGGCAACUACAACUAUUGGUACCUCGACUGCGGCAAAGGGCAAUGGAUCGACUUCGCCCCCGGCUUCGCCUCCCAAAAGUACUUCCCCUACAACGACUACUGCUCCCCGCGCAAGAACUGGCGGCUGAUGUACUCCUACGACCCGCUGCACGGCAUCCCAGCCAACUCCUCCCACCUCGUGCUCGGCGGCGAGUGCCACAUCUGGGCCGAGCAGACGGACCCGAUCAACUUCGACGACAUGGUGUGGCCCAGGGCCUGCGCGGCGGCCGAGGUGCUGUGGAGCGGCGCGAAGGACGAGAACGGGCAGAAUAGGAGCCAGAUUGAGGCGAGUCCGCGAUUGUCGGAGAUGAGGGAACGGCUGGUUGCGAGAGGGGUUAGAGCUGAGCCGAUCCAGAUGCCGUUUUGCAUCAUGAAUGGGACGCAGUGCUCGUUGGCGACUUGA
This is a messenger RNA of Coniosporium apollinis CBS 100218, 1812 nucleotides long. RefSeq lists its product as uncharacterized. Gene Ontology annotation, molecular function: beta-N-acetylhexosaminidase activity. Gene Ontology annotation, biological process: carbohydrate metabolic process; glycosaminoglycan metabolic process. The transcript is spliced from 2 exons. The coding region runs from base 1 to 1812 and encodes 603 amino acids. The record is from RefSeq and is a predicted model, not a curated record. Gene Ontology annotation, cellular component: membrane. Lineage: Eukaryota; Fungi; Ascomycota; Dothideomycetes.